Messenger RNA from Colletotrichum fioriniae, 1575 nucleotides. RefSeq lists its product as uncharacterized. The record is from RefSeq and is a predicted model, not a curated record. Lineage: Eukaryota; Fungi; Ascomycota; Sordariomycetes; Glomerellales; Glomerellaceae.
AUGGCUUUAUUUGCCAAUCCACGCAUUUGCGAUACGCAGGGCGGUUUGGUUUUCUUCAAAUUUCCGAAUGAGUUGCGCAACUUAAUCUACAAACACUAUCUUCAGCUCGACGAGGGCUACAAGCUUAAUCCGCAAACCAAUAAGCUUCGAACCGGCAACGACAAACCUAUCUCUCUCGACUUGAUCUACACCUGCAAGCGCGCUGCCUUGGAGAUGCGAGGGUUACCCUUUCAGGAUAAUAUCAUCACCUUCUCCGCGUUCUGCCCUCAGUCGCAACAAGGUCGCUUCAAUGCUGGUCACUUCAGCAACAUGACGCGCAUGAUGGAAUGCGAACUACGGGCACUCUUCCACUACAGUCUUGAUCCCAGCUUCUUCCCCCGUCAAGUGGUUAACGAAGUUUCAGACGCGUAUCCAGCUUUCGCCCCCCUUUUACACGCGAUGAAGGGAGAAGAGUGGCAAAGUUUGGAUAUUCAUCCUCCUUACGGCAUGACUCCGUCGACUUUUCGCAACUUUGUCCGCUUCACUCUAAAUACGAUCAAAUCCCACCGAUGCCUAUUUGACAACCGCAAAUAUGAACAGAUCAUCGAUCGGCGUCGGCAGUGUCUUGAGGAUGGACGUUAUCUCGAGCGGGGAAAUAUUCCACUGAGCCAACUUUUUGGGCUCAGACCUCAGAACUGGACAAUUCCUACCCAAAAAGAUGUCAAUGACAUGACUAUCCUCUCUGACGGGCUCGAGACUUGCGCCGUAUUUUGCGACGAUCUUUACGAUAAGCCCGAGCCGCCCGUGGAUCUAACCAGAUUUUGUUACUCAGCAGUUGUCGGCGCCAUUCAGUUUCUAGAUUCGAUGCCCCCAUCGUCUCGCGCCGAUAUUCGCCGCAUCAACCUCAUAGAAGAUCGACCGUCACUAUCUUACCCGGAAUGCCACGGUUUGGGGUUGAUACGGUUCUGCCAAGAGAAUCCGCUAUUACGCAUCGAGCGUCACGUCUCCUUAUGGGAUACUAUAUUCCAGGGCGAUCCCAUGAGUAUGGAACCUGGAGAGGAGGAGCUGCCCCGGAGGGAGAAGAAGACAGACGAGAUAUCUUAUUCUCUAGCCACCUGGAUGGUAGAGGCCUUGGCUUUACCUGCAGCUGGUAUGCCUCAGGAUGCGUACAAGUUGAUGUUCGUUGGAGGUUCAGAGGGAGACUGGGAGUGUGAGCAAAUCUUCCGCAAGGUCGUCCUACGAGACGCCGCGUGGCAGGAGGCAAGGGACGAAUGCUUCAAACGAGGUAUUCUACCACCGCUCUCUUGGGCGGAGAGGAGGGCUGGAGCCUGGGGAGGGUCUUACGAUGAUGAUGCAUUCACAGGCUCGAACCCCCUUAGUCGUUGCUUUCUAUUCGAAGACUUUCCGCGGGCGGUACAUGAACUUCUCAAUGGAAGCUCGCUCACCACCUGUAACUUCAAUCCAGGCGAAGCUUGGAAUCUCGAGAAGAUCAUUGAAAAACGGCGAUCAUGGUCUUUACGCAAGUGGAACCGCAAAUGGUCGCGGGGGAAACAGUCGUACAGAAGAGGCCUCGGCCCUCACGACGCCUCAGAUUGA